Molecule: messenger RNA, 2319 nt
Organism: Lactuca sativa (garden lettuce)
Lineage: Eukaryota; Viridiplantae; Streptophyta; Magnoliopsida; Asterales; Asteraceae
Gene: OVA1
Product: methionyl-tRNA synthetase / methionine-tRNA ligase / MetRS (cpMetRS)
Biological process (GO): methionyl-tRNA aminoacylation
Cellular component (GO): mitochondrion; chloroplast stroma
Molecular function (GO): ATP binding; methionine-tRNA ligase activity
Source: RefSeq, a predicted model, not a curated record
CCCAAAACUAAACCCCGCCCUAUCCCCCAAACUCAAAGCUUCAUAGAAACACCAUUCAGUGCUUAAACACCGAGGCGAAGAGUGGAUAUGGCGGCAAGGGUGCAACACUCCCUUCAAUCUCAGAGAAACAGCAUCACCGCCUUCUUCUUCUCCUCCUCAUCAUCGUCUUUUUCGAAUUCCCUCACCAAAACCCAAAUCAGCUUCCGUUCAAAAUGGUUCUCACCUUCUUCCUCUUCUUCCAAAAGAUCAGGAGCCGCUUUAUACUGCACUUGCAGUAGCAAUUCAGAUUCUACAGAUUCAAAUUCAACACCCAUGCUAGCAAAAGAAGACCCCUUUAUCCUGACGACUCCUCUUUAUUACGUCAAUGCUCCUCCUCACAUGGGCAGUGCCUACUCCACCAUCGCUGCCGAUGCUAUUGCACGCUUUCAGAGGCUUACAGGAAAGAAGGUUAUAUUCAUCACGGGCACAGAUGAGCAUGGAGAGAAAAUAGCAACUGCCGCCGCUGCAGGUGGCUCAACCCCAAACGACCACUGUGAUGCAAUUUCACAAUCCUAUAGAGCGCUUUGGAAAGAUUUAGAUAUCUCUUAUGACAAAUUCAUUCGCACUACUGAUCCUAAACAUGAAGCUAUUGUGGAAGAAUUCUAUUCAAAGGUUCUUGAAAAUGGCGAUAUCUAUAGAGCUGAUUAUGAAGGACUAUACUGUGUCAAUUGUGAGGAGUAUAAGGAUGAGAAAGAAUUGCUGGAAAAUAAUUGCUGUCCAAUGCACUUAAAGCCAUGUGUCUCAAGGAAAGAGGACAAUUACUUUUUUGCCCUUUCAAAGUAUCAGAAAAGAUUGGAAGAUAUUUUAGAGCACAAUCCAGAUUUUGUACAACCAAUGUAUCGUUUAAAUGAGGUUCAAAAUUGGAUGAAAAGUGGGCUUAGAGAUUUCUCAAUUUCCCGAGCUUCAGUGGAUUGGGGUAUUAGGGUUCCUAAUGACCCAAAACAAACUAUAUAUGUCUGGUUUGAUGCAUUGUUAGGUUAUAUAUCAGCAUUAUCAGAGGAUCAAGAGCAACCUAGUUUACAAAGAGCAAUAUCCUCAGGUUGGCCUGCUUCUUUGCACUUGAUUGGAAAGGAUAUAUUGCGUUUUCAUGCAGUUUAUUGGCCAGCUAUGCUGAUGUCAGCCGGGUUGAGCCUUCCCAAGACUGUAUUUGGGCAUGGGUUCCUGACAAAGGAUGGGAUGAAGAUGGGAAAGUCACUUGGAAAUACUCUUGAACCGAAUGAAUUGGUUCACAAAUUUGGAGCUGAUGCAGUCAGGUAUUUUUUUCUGAGGGAAGUUGAAUUUGGAAAUGAUGGGGAUUACUCUGAGGAACGUUUCAUUAAUAUUGUCAAUGCGCAUCUUGCCAAUACCAUUGGAAAUCUUCUUAAUCGUACACUUGGACUUUUGAAAAAGAAUUGCCAGUCAACUUUGGUUGCUGAUUCGAGUGUUGCAGCCCAAGGAAAUGCCUUUAAAGACAAUGUAGAGAAGUUGGUUGAAAAGGCAAAGACUCAAUACGAAAGUCUGUUGCUUUCAUCAGCUUGUGAGAGUGUACUAGAGAUUGGAAAUGCGGGGAAUCUUUACAUUGAUGAACACGCACCAUGGUCUCUUUUUAAAAAAGGAGGCACAUCUUUUGAUUCAGCCGCAAAGGACCUUGUGAUUAUAUUAGAAGCAAUGAGGAUUAUUGCAGUUGCAUUGUCACCUGUUGCACCAAAUUUAUGCCUCCGAAUUUAUCAGCAACUUGGAUACACCCCUGAACAGUUCAAUGCCACUACCUGGAACGAUACGCAAUGGGGUGGGCUCAAGAGUGGGCAAAUCAUGGCUCCACCCAAUCCCAUUUUUGCGAGGAUCGAAAUCCCGUCAGAAUCCGAAGGUGGGACCCUCGCGGAGAAGAAAGUUUCCAAGAAGAAAGAAAAGUUGCCUCGGACUCAGACUCAGACUCAAACUACUGUUGGAGCCUAAUCCGAUUAUCCCAAGGUGGGGCCCCCUGGAGAAAGAAAGUUUUCAAGAAAAAAGAAAAGUUGCUUCGGACCCGAACUACUGUUGGAGCCUAGACAAAACUAUGCUUUCUCUCGACUGUCAUGUCAUGCAUUGUUGAGUUGUACUGUACAAAUACAGAAUGCAGUUUUCAAAUAUCAUAUAGUCUAGAUGAUACAUACAACGUAAUCAUGUUAUAUUGACUUGUAGGUUAUGCAGUAAAAGUUGUAACCUAGGUUAAACACUUAAUGGUUUCUACAUGUUCGUUAACACUGAUAACAUUCAUGAGAGCGCUACUAUAAUCGAACUUAAAAUCUGUUAGCCCACAAA